Messenger RNA from Desarmillaria tabescens, 210 nucleotides. RefSeq lists its product as uncharacterized. The transcript has a single exon. The record is from RefSeq and is a predicted model, not a curated record. NCBI's taxonomy places the organism in Eukaryota, Fungi, Basidiomycota, Agaricomycetes, Agaricales, Physalacriaceae. The annotation marks the transcript as partial.
GACAAUAGCACUAGCAAUCUCAAAGGGCACGUGGAGAAGUGUGACCUCAAGGCGGUGCAGGAGAGGAAUGGCCCUAGGCAACCCAGGAUCGACGAGAUCACAUUGAAGUACACCGAUGGUGAAUUCUGCUACCUGACGGUAGAGUGGUUGACGCAGUGUCACCGGCCCAACACCAUCAUCGAGGAUGCCCCACUGCAGAAGAUCUUUUGA